Anopheles marshallii is the source of this 801-nucleotide messenger RNA. Its product is annotated as aquaporin AQPAn.G-like. NCBI's taxonomy places the organism in Eukaryota, Metazoa, Arthropoda, Insecta, Diptera, Culicidae. Bases 1 to 801 code for a protein of 266 amino acids. Gene Ontology annotation, biological process: transmembrane transport. The record is from RefSeq and is a predicted model, not a curated record. Gene Ontology annotation, cellular component: plasma membrane. The transcript has 3 exons. Gene Ontology annotation, molecular function: water channel activity.
AUGAUUAAUUCUUGCACAGUUUGUCACAGCCAAGCGUGGAAAAUAUUUACACUAUUCCUGGCUGAGUUCUUCGGUACAGGGAUGUUACUAUUUGGCGGAUGCAUGGCUGGUUUAGAUGGGUUCGACAACGUCACUACCAACGUUAGUCGUGGGAUCACCUUCGGAAUGGUAGUCAUGAUGGCGUUCAUUACCUUCAGCGCUACUUCGGGAGCGAUUAUCAAUCCUGUCGUAUCACUAGCGGCCUAUAUCUAUGGCACACUAUCUUUCCCGCUAAUGUUAAUAUACAUUGUGGCUCAGUUCGCUGGCGCACUUUGUGGUUAUGGUCUGUUACGGGCAGUCACACCAUGGCAGUAUUACCUACAAGCUCUGGAGAUCGGAGAUGGCCAUUGUGUUACGGUGCCCCACGCUAGUCUAUCUUCUGGGAUGGCUUUGGCUGUGGAGAUCUUGCUGACGGGCAUAUUAGUGUGGACAAACUGUGGCGUCUGGGACCCUCGCAAUAAGAAGGAUAGUGAUUCCGUCCCAAUCAAGUUUGCCUUUCUGAUUGCGGGUCUCUCAAUUGCUGGCGGGCCCAUUACCGGAGCUAGUAUGAAUCCAGCGCGCACACUUGCUCCUGCUGUUUGGAACAAUUCCUACGAAGGGCUUUGGAUUUAUUUUGCCGGUCCUACGAUUGGUUCCAUUCUCAUGGCUUCCAUAUAUCGGUACAUCUUUUGGCAAGAAUACAAAGCUACUCCUAGUUUUGUAUGCAAUUGUGCGGACGGCCUUGCAAAACAGGAGUUCCAUUCUGCUAAAACUGUACCUUGA